AUGAGUAGUUACCCCGCGCGAAGAAUAUUGACACCUGGGGCCACACGCAAGCGGAAAGAGACGGAAGCGCCGUUAGUUCCACUGACGUCGGUCACCCGCGCCGUUAGUGGGGCUACGACGUCGUCUAAGGGAGCCGAGCCGCAGCCGGUCGCAUCGAACCGGCUCUUAGCCGGGUACAUGGCCUACGAGUUCCUGACCAAAGGAACUCUUUUCGGGCAGAAGUUCGACCCGGGGCGGGCCGAGGCGAUGCCGGUUAACGUGGCGGAGCCGAAGAGGAACAGGCAUGGUAAGGAAGCCGGGCCGAUGGUGAAGCCGAAGCCGGAGAGUUAUGCUGAGGUGGCAAAUAUAAUUAGAAGCGAUGCGGUCCACAUACAGGGAGUAGUCAACCCCACGCAAUUAGCUCGGUGGAUUCAAAUGUAG
This is a messenger RNA of Salvia splendens (bonfire salvia), 420 nucleotides long. RefSeq lists its product as uncharacterized. Lineage: Eukaryota; Viridiplantae; Streptophyta; Magnoliopsida; Lamiales; Lamiaceae. The coding region runs from base 1 to 420 and encodes 139 amino acids. The record is from RefSeq and is a predicted model, not a curated record. The transcript has a single exon.